UCCCUCUUCCCCAUGACAACGACAGAUUUCUAGCAUCGUCGUCAGAGGACAAACCGUUAGCUCCUUCGCUCGCGAACGACUCGUAACGAAUAUUAAUGUAAAAUAUCGUGUUUUACAUCAAUAUCACGGAGAAUUACUUCAUGUAGGAAGGCCGUGUGUUGCUGCGUGGAUGUGUCGGAGACCAGCCGGAGGCAGAGGAGGGAGACGCCGCGGGAACAACAUGGCUCUUCUUCAGCAUCCCCGGCUGCUGCUCGCCUGUGUUGUGUUGUUGAGCGCAGCCCCGACCGACUCCCGGUCUUUGCCAAUAUCGGAUCUAAAAUCCAAAAUAACCGGCGUGGAGGAGCUCCUGGAGGAGUUCCGCAAGCAGCUCCAGCAGGACCAGACGUACAAGGCAGCAGGCGACGUGAUUGACUCCUGUGUGGGCGACUUCAAUGCCGUCGGGGAGCGCAUCAUCCGAGCCAAGGCCUCCAUCGAGCAGGGGGCCACCUUCCUGUUGGCCCCGGACAGGGUGUACACCUGGAAGGACUGUCUGCACGCCUGCUGCUCCCAGCCCCACUGCACCGUGGCGGUGGUGCAGCAGGACCUGAGGCAGCCCGGGGACAGCCUCAGCUGCUACCUGUUCAACUGCACCUACAGGAACAAAAAUGUCUGCUCCUUCGCACCGCAGCAGGGCUUCACCACAUACAGCCGGACUCCCAACACCACGCAGGGACACCUCCCUGCUCCACCCGGCGGCUCCGCGCACAGGCCCGGGGAAGGACGUCCCGAGGAGGUGGAUACACAAGAUGUGGAUGAGCCUCCUCGCAGCGAUGCUGGACAGGAUGUGGUGAUCCAGCUGCCCACGGACUGGGCCGUCCUGGAUGGGCGAGACAGCGUGGACGACCAUGAGAUCGACUACUAUGAAUGGACUCUCGUCAAGGGGGAAACAGCCAUCAAUAUGAAGGCGACACAUCCAGGGCUGCUGAAGAUCAGCGGCCUGCAGGAGGGCGUCUACUCCUUCCAGAUGACUGUCACAGACACAGCGGGCCAGAAGAGCUCUGACAACGUCUCCGUCACCGUGCUGCCACCAAAACACCAGGCAGAAGUGUGUACAGGUUUCUGUUCAAAGUACCAAUUCAAGUGUGAUGACGGCUGCUGUAUUGACAUCACUUACGCCUGUGAUGGGAAGCAACACUGUACUGACCGCUCGGACGAAGACUUCUGCCCAAAAUUUGACAACAGGAACAGCAACAGGAAGUCAGUGACCCACCCUGCUGACCUGCCUGCAGCCCAGACAGAGGAGGCGGAGGAUGGCUCCAUGCUGCAGACUGGGCCCAGAAAGACCCUCGAGAACAUCCUUCCACCUCAGGACAGGAGCCAGGCCGCUCCCCCACAAAGUCCCAGUCAGCAGGGGGCUUCAGCCAGUCAAGAUCCAUGUGCUGCAGCUCCGGUGGUCGGACCCUGUAAAGGCACCUUCCCGCGCUGGUAUUAUGACCAAAUUGCGGGAGAAUGCAAACACUUCCUGUAUGGCGGUUGCCAGGGCAACCAUAACAAUUUCCUCCAGGAAUCGGACUGCGUCAGUGAAUGUAUACAGAAAGGUCCAGCUUUCAAACCGGCGACUGUGGCUCCGCCCAUCACCAAACAGACUGAGAUAGCUGCCCCUAAAGUCUCCCAGAGCCAAGCAGAGAGCGACGUCUCCAUCUCCAAACCAUUUCCAGUAAUAGGAGGACAUCCAGUACCAGAGUCAGGUGCGAUCCUUCCUCUGGCUCUCGGCCUAAUCAUCACCACUCUGCUGCUGCUCAUGAUCGGCUGUCGUCUCAGACUUGUUCGACACAAGCUGAAGAAAGCGCGACCCCUCACCACAGAGGAGUCCGAUUACCUCAUCAACGGCAUGUACCUGUAGCCAAUCAGCCGGGGGGGCAGCAAACAGAAACAUGGUUGUUGUGCCCUGAGCCAGGACUUUUUGGAUUUGCUCUCCCAACUCUCUGCUGUCAUGAACGUUUCUGAACAUCCCCACGCUGACUGGUAAACCCGCUGCUGAUAGAUGCUGCCUUCAAAGCCAUCGUCAUAUAUUCAGAUGCUUGUUCAUUCAUAUUUAUGUUGUUUUAAGAAAAUGUCAUUGUGAAUCAGCCCCAAUGACUUCUGGGAAACAUGCAGUGCAACGGACUCUUUGUCCCCUUUUAUUCAAAUGUAUCGCACAAAGAUAUGCUGUAUUCCUGCCACCGGGUGGCACUAACGCGGCAUGUGUGUGCUAAACAUUUGACCUAAGUUAACUUCCUGAAGGUGAAGUUUCUCAGAAGCAUAUAAAGCCAUAGCAAAUUCUAUCGGUCACAAUCUAUUCCUGUUCUGUUGCAUAUGUUUCUUUAAUAAGCAAACUAAUGUGGAGUAUCUACUAUAUUUGCACACGUGUAUUCCCUCAAAGUGCUGUCUUUCAUGUGAGAUAUUAAAGUUUAUUAUAUAUCAAA
Cottoperca gobio is the source of this 2444-nucleotide messenger RNA. Its product is annotated as low-density lipoprotein receptor-related protein 11-like. The transcript is spliced from 9 exons. Gene Ontology annotation, molecular function: protein binding; serine-type endopeptidase inhibitor activity. The coding region runs from base 170 to 1882 and encodes 570 amino acids. The record is from RefSeq and is a predicted model, not a curated record. Lineage: Eukaryota; Metazoa; Chordata; Actinopteri; Perciformes; Bovichtidae.